UUCAAAAAAGGAUGGAAACGAGAAACAGGGGGAGCUCGAGGGGGAAGAAGAAGGGAAGGAGAGGGAGAAGAGCGUGCCGGCGUCGCGCCCAGCUCGUCGCCGUGGAGCUGUCACCGCUCUCAUCACGGGCCGUCGCUCGUUGUCGCUGCUGGGUUAUUCGUCACCGCUACUGCAGACAAGAAGAGAAAGAGAGAAAGCCAGCGCGAGAGAAGAGGAGGAGGGCCGCUGUCUCGCGCCGUCACUGUCACGCCUUGUUGUCGCAGCUAUGGAGACCGCCACCGUUGUUGGAAUCGCUAACUGAGGAGAAAGGGAGAGCGACGCUGAGAGAGAUUGACGGAAGCCAGUGAAGCGCGUGAGAGAAGGGGAGCCGAUUUCCGUCACCGCCACUGCACCCAGUCGCCACCGGUGGAGCUCGCUGUCCCUGGAGGUGAAUCGGUGUCGCGUCCUUGCUGCCAGGCCACCAGCGCUACUGCUACUCCUCAAAUUCGGCCUCCUUUCCUUUGGGGGUUUCUGCCCCAAAUUCCACCCCCAACAUCACCAUCCUUCUUGUAUUCAUCAUUUCUUUGCUUCAUCCAAUAUUUUCGGUAUUAUGGACAUAUCUUUGUUAAAUGUGCUCUCCAAUGGCAUAUCCUCAUUUUUGCAUCCAUCAUUUUCAGAAUUGACCAAAAAAAAGUUGUAUCAAAUUUAACAUGUGCUUGAGGAUGACCCUAGAUAUUGGCAAGUGAUGUCAUCUGCACUCUCAGUUGGUUGGCUUGAUAUUGUGGUGAAAAUGCUGCGGUUGCAUGGAUCUUAUCAACUAGAUCAGCUUAGUAAUCGUGAGUUAGAGAAUGGGCUUGUGGAGGCAGUUGCUGUUCUUAUUUCCAAAAUGCUCCGCCUAUGUCAUGAAUCUACCAAUGGAAAAUUAGGUGAACUCUUUAAAUCCAAGCCUGACUUCAUCAAGGUAAAGUUUGCAAUCCAAUACAUGCGAAGAGCAAUUCAAAAGCUUUUGGGUUGCACUGAAGAAAAUCUAGAAGAAGGGAAAGGGUGCUGCCUAAUUGUUCUAUUCUCAUACUUGGAUUUUGGAUGAGAUGGAAUGAGUCUUAUAAUGACUUUAGUUAUCUACAUGUAAUAUUUUGAUGUCUUGUGUACUUUUUGAAACGAGAUUUUACGGGUUAUUACAUGAAAUCGAUAUUUACACUAUUUUUAUUUGUGUUGUUUGGACUAAACAUAUCUAGAUUAUAAUAAAAUUUUUAUGAUUUAAAUUUCUUGAA
Molecule: messenger RNA, 1250 nt
Organism: Arachis duranensis
Lineage: Eukaryota; Viridiplantae; Streptophyta; Magnoliopsida; Fabales; Fabaceae
Product: nuclear pore complex protein NUP85
Exons: 6
Coding region: 725-1066 (113 amino acids)
Source: RefSeq, a predicted model, not a curated record